GUUUACCUCUCACAGCUAGAAAGCCUCUUGGAUUAGAAGACCUGCGCCUGGAUCUAACAAACCCUUGGGAAGAGAAUAAGCAGUCCCAGCUACAAGAUGAUGCUGGACUCAGUAAACCACAAUACUUUCCUGCCAAAUCCAAUGCUAUGUGAAUCCCUGACGUCUUGGUCAGAACUAUUUGGACCAACUGAAGAAAACUACUUCCCAUUUGAUCACCAGACAGGCUGUGAUUCUUCCUGGACAUCCACCCACCCAGAGUACUGGACAAAACACAAUGUCUGUGAAUGGCUGCAGUUUUGCUGUGAUCAAUACAAACUGGAUGCCAACUGCAUUUCCUUUUCCCACUUUAACAUAAAUGGCCAACAACUAUGCAGCAUGACUCAAGAGGAGUUUUUAAAUGCAGCUGGCAUUUGCGGCGAAUAUCUGUAUUUUAUCCUACAGAACAUCAAGUCACACGGUAUCGCCUUCUUUCAUGAUAAUGAAGAAACAAAGCCAUCUGACAAACUUUAUGAUGAUAAGGCAUGUUUGAGAACAGGGGGUAUCAAGAGUCAAGAAUUUCAGAGUCACAGUAGAACAAGUCUACAGAGCUCUCACUUAUGGGAAUUUGUAAGAGACCUCCUCCUGUCUCCUGACGAGAACGGUGGCAUCCUUGAAUGGGAAGACAGGGACAAAGGCAUCUUUCGAGUUGUUAAAUCGGAUGCUUUGGCAAAGAUGUGGGGACAGAGAAAGAAAAACGAUAGAAUGACAUACGAAAAACUAAGCAGAGCUCUUCGGUACUAUUAUAAAACUGGGAUUUUGGAACGAGUGGACAGGAGGUUAGUGUACAAAUUUGGAAAGAAUGCACACGGCUGGCAAGAGAGCAAGUUAUGAAAGACCCCCUGCUUCAGACAUUAUCUCAUAAGCAACAUGA
Messenger RNA from Euleptes europaea (tarantolino), 910 nucleotides. It is a transcript of the gene ELF5, whose product is annotated as E74 like ETS transcription factor 5. Bases 97 to 870 code for a protein of 257 amino acids. The record is from RefSeq and is a predicted model, not a curated record. The transcript has 7 exons. Gene Ontology annotation, molecular function: DNA-binding transcription factor activity, RNA polymerase II-specific; sequence-specific DNA binding. NCBI's taxonomy places the organism in Eukaryota, Metazoa, Chordata, Lepidosauria, Squamata, Sphaerodactylidae. Gene Ontology annotation, cellular component: nucleus. Gene Ontology annotation, biological process: regulation of transcription by RNA polymerase II; cell differentiation.